Molecule: messenger RNA, 573 nt
Organism: Prunus armeniaca (apricot)
Lineage: Eukaryota; Viridiplantae; Streptophyta; Magnoliopsida; Rosales; Rosaceae
Source: the annotation of a GenBank genome assembly
AUGUCCAGGGCAACGGUUGAGCUCGAUUUCUUCGGCAUGGAUCAGCAUCGUGACCCUUCCUCCGCCUCCAAAUCCCAGUUCCAGAAGUUCCUUCAUCGCCAGAGAAGCUUCAGGGGCAUUCAGAAUGCCAUGUCCAAGAUCAAGCCUCAGGUUCUCAAAUCUGUGAUUGCCCCCAAAGCAGAGAAAAUCCCAUUUCCCUCUUUGCCUGUUUACAUUCCCACCGGCACCUCUGUCUCUUCUUUCAUGCCUGCUCCUGCUGCUGCUUCAGAAAAGCUUGAAGAAACAACAACGCCUCUGACGAUUUUCUACAACGGAACCGUCUCUGUUUUCGAUGUCCCUCGCGACAAGGCUGAGAGCCUAUUGAAGCUUGCCUUGGAAGGAAACUCGGCCAAAGCUGCGGAAUCAGCGUUAGCUGUGGAUUCAAAACUUGCUCCUCACUCAAGCGACCAGCAACAGCUUCUGGAUCCUCUUGACGGAGAUUUACCAAUUGCCCGCAGAAAGUCACUGCAGAGGUUCCUAGAGAAGCGCAAAGAAAGGUUGAAUUCGGUGUCCCCAUUUCCCUCCCAUGCCUAA